AUGCUGCACCUGAAAGUCCAGUUCCUGGAUGACUCCCAGAAGAUCUUUGUAGUUGAUCAAAAAUCCUGUGGGAAAGGGCUCUUCAACCUCACCUGCAGCCACCUCAACCUUGUGGAGAAGGAGUACUUUGGGCUGGAGUUUCACAGCCAGGCUGGGAACCAGGUCUGGUUGGAACCACUAAAACCCAUAACAAAGCAAGUGAAAAAUCCUAAGGAGGUUCUUUUCAAAUUUAUGGUGAAAUUUUUCCCAGUGGACCCCGGCCACCUGAGAGAAGAACUGACCAGGUACCUCUUCACCCUCCAGAUCAAGAAGGACCUGGCUCAGGGGCGGCUGCCCUGCAGCAACAAGAGCGCAGCGCUGCUCGUCUCCCACCUGCUGCAGUCCGAGCUGGGCGACUUCCACGAGGAGACAGACCAGCAGCACCUGGCCACGCACAGGUACCUGCCCAACCAGGAGUACCUGGACAACAAGAUCAUGCACUACCACCGGAGGCACAGAGGGAAGACGCCGGCCGAGUCGGACGUUCAGCUGCUGGACGUGGCCAGGAAGCUGGAGAUGUACGGGAUCCGCCCGCACCCCGCCAGCGACGGCGAGGGGACACAGAUCAACCUGGCCGUGACACACAUGGGCGUGCUGGUGCUGCGGGGCAAUACAAAGAUCAACACCUUCAACUGGUCCAAAAUUCGCAAACUGAGCUUCAAGAGGAAACAUUUUCUCAUCAAGCUCCAUGCAAAUAUCUCUGAGCUGUGCAAGGACACGCUGGAGUUCACCAUGGCCAGCCGGGACACCUGCAAAGCCUUCUGGAAGACGUGUGUGGAGUACCACGCCUUCUUCAGGCUCUCUGAGGAGCCCAAGUCAAAGCCCAAAGCCCUUCUGUGCAGCAAAGGUUCCAGCUUCCGCUACAGUGGCAGGACUCAGCGGCAGCUGCUGGAGCACGGGAGGAAGGCUAAGAUGAAGAGCCUGCCCUUUGAGAGGAAACACUACACAUCCCGCUAUGAUGAGAGGCAGUGCCGCUCCUCCCCGGACCUCCUGACGGAUGUAUCAAAGCAGGUGGAGGAGCUGCGCCUGGCCUACGGCAGCCGGGGCUCCUACCACGCCAACGGUGUGCACGGCUCCGAGCCCACCCUGGACAGCCGGCGCCGCAGCUCCACCAUGGAGGUGACAUUUGCCGCUGAGCUGGAGCGCUCCAAGCCCGAAGCAUCCCCCACCUUCCUGCCCCACUCCAAAAGCUCGUCUGCCUUCCCCCUGCUCUACGCCGAGCUGGAGAUGGAGCGGGCGUGGGAGCCCAUGGACCUCUUCGGAGCCAGGAAUCCCUUGACGUCCUUUCGGCCCCACCAGCAGUUCGCUGGGAACAGUAAAAGCACCUCUGUGGGCAACAUGCGGGAAGUGAGCGCCCGGCAGCUGGUGUACACGGAUGUGCCCUGUCCCCUGCCCGUGCUGGCCCCGGCCCCCCCGGUGCUCUUCUAUCUGGACAGGGCGCUGCAGCCCCCGUGCCCUGCACUGGCCCCUGCCGAGGACACAGCAGGAGCGGCCGGUCCAAGCGGCCCCGUGGCAGCAAAACCCCCCCGGCAGAGCCCGAGCGGGACCCAGGCUGGGCAGCUCCAUGGUGAGGCUGCAGGCACGGCCACGGGCACGAGCAUGGCGGGGGAGAGCAGGUCACUGGCUCGCUCCUUCGAUUACGGCCUUCAGGAGCAGCCUCCCAAGCGGUCUCUGAGCCAGUCGGACAUGAAAACCAUCCGCUUCCCCUACGGCUCCGAGUUCAGGCCCCUGGGGCCGUGCCCUGCUCUCAGCAGCCGGAAAGGCGGUGUUUUUUGGCACGUCCCAGCCCAGCAAGGGCUGGCUCCGGGGCUGCGGCGCUCCACCGAGCGCUACCUGGGCAGCAGCACCGAGUCCAGCGACUCCGACUCGGACCUGCUGGCCGCCGACUACUGCUCCCUGUACGGCCGCGUGCUGCGCUCGCCCAUGGCCCGCGUGCGGCUCUCCUCGGGCAGCCUCCAGCUGGAUGAGGAGGACGAGGAGGUGUCCUUCGCCACCAGUGCUGCUGAAGAGAGGAUUUCCAGAGGGGCCUCCAAGUAUUUCACCUAGGUGCCUGACACCGGCCAGAGGGAGCAGAGGUGGCCGGUGCUGACCCAGGGUCAGAGAAUGGUGACACUCUUCGUUUGCAGGUCUGCUUACAGCUUAUGAAACAUUGAUGGGAUCGUGUUGUGCGAGUGCUCUUAGCUAUAGAGAUGUGUUAAUGGACAUCAGGGGUGUGUUCAGAAGUAUUCAACCCCUGCACCACACUUGGAAGCUGGUUUGCCUCUGCCACCACGCUUUGAGGGGGGGGGGGGUCUCAGUUCAGCCAGAGAUCUCCUAAAGUCCUGCUAAGUCCCCAUGUCCUGCCCAAGCUGAUGCUUGGAGCUCAGCUGCUGGAGUCUUCAUGAGGGCGAGGGAGAAAAGAAAAAGAGACUCAGAGAAUAGUUUCAGCUGCUGUUUUCCCAGCUGCACUGGAGGGAAGGGUGUUUCAGGCCCUUUUGGAAAGGAGCAAGAUCUUCAUGGGAGGCUGCUCCUUGAGCUGAUGCCACGUGGACAGGACAAAACCCCAGCACAGAGCCCACCUCCUCCACUUGUCUCACCUCCCUCCAGUGCUGCAGGGAGAACCUGGC
Onychostruthus taczanowskii (white-rumped snowfinch) is the source of this 2645-nucleotide messenger RNA. It is a transcript of the gene FRMD7, whose product is annotated as FERM domain containing 7. The transcript has 12 exons. Gene Ontology annotation, molecular function: cytoskeletal protein binding; guanyl-nucleotide exchange factor activity. Lineage: Eukaryota; Metazoa; Chordata; Aves; Passeriformes; Passeridae. Gene Ontology annotation, cellular component: cytoskeleton. The coding region runs from base 1 to 2085 and encodes 694 amino acids. The record is from RefSeq and is a predicted model, not a curated record.